CGAAACAAAGGAAUGUCACGCCUCCGGCCUCCCGAAGACCUCCCUGUGUCCUAUGACUGCCACUCCAGCUGUCACCUUGCCCUCGGUGGAGUCAUCCACGAGCCCGUCGACCAGCAGAACAGAAACACGUGCUGGCUCCAUGCUGCAGCCACCGCAUUCAAGUGCAAAGCCGUGCUGAGCGGGUGCCGCGUAGAGGACAUCUCGGAGCUCAAUUGCCUCUGCAGUGAGGAGAGGCUUCUGCGGCUGUGUGGCGUGUCUGCUCAAGCCGGAGGGGAUCCUGCUCAUGCGCUGGAGUGCCUGACUGGAACGCCCCCAAGUCGCCUCGGACACGGACUCGAGCCGUAUGAGCGGGUGAAAGAAAUCUGCAGGUACAGUACGGUGGUGGAGGAUGCCACAGCAUGAUGUAUGUCUGUGGGCUCUUACCUCGCUCAUCAGGUGGAUGAUGCGCGAGGGGCCUGUCGUAGUCGCAAGUGAGCAGCCAGCAUCGGUUGGAGUGGUUGAGCAGCGACGGUUGGAGUUGUUCCCCUGUUUGUUUGCACCAGGCUUUCGCCCACCGGAUGAUUUCAUUGGUUCGUCAACGCAGCCGUAUGACUGCCGUUCUGGCCGCACGACAUUCCGAGAUGGCAACAGCCCCCACGCCGUGGUGUCCUAUGGGUGGAGGAAGACGGAACACGGCAUCUGGGUGUAAGUGAGGGCACUAAGACGCAAUGGCUGAAUGCACAUACCCAUCACACACACCCACACACACACUCUCUCUCUCUCUCUCUCUCUGUGUGUGUGUGUGUGUUCUCUCUCUCUCUCUCUCUCUCUCUCUCUCCGCGUGUUUGACUGUGCGACUGUGCCGUGUGUGCAGGUGGCGGGUCAAAAACAGUUGAGGCGACGAUUCCAACCUCACAGAGGUCCCGUUCGGACACGACGGCAUCGAUGAGGAGGUGAAGAAGACAAUGGAGCUGCGCAGAAGUAUAGCAGUGUGUCCUUCCUACCCCUGCAGGUGCUCGGUGUACCUGUUCCCGCCAUUCCAUACUUCCCCGGCCUCUUCCCUCACGGGCCUUACCCCUCACGCAAUGCGGUCCGUGGCCGUGGGACUCGGCUGGCCAUCUCGGAGGAGCCCCUCUGUGG
Molecule: messenger RNA, 1119 nt
Organism: Vitrella brassicaformis
Lineage: Eukaryota; Vitrellaceae
Source: the annotation of a GenBank genome assembly